AUGGUUCGGUUCGCCAUCCUUUCUGGUUCGCUGAGGUUGUCUUCUACUUCUUUUGUUUCUGGAAGUGGUUCGGUCUCAGGGAGACUCGUGAAGGAUAAGAAAGAGAAGGAGGAAAAAGAAAUCCUCGAAACGUUCAGGAAAGUGGAGGUGAAUAUCCCUUUGCUCGACGUUAUCAAACAAAUCUCUCGCUAUGCAAAAUUUCUCAAAGAAUUGUGUACUAGCAAGAGGAGGUUACUAGGUAACGAAAGAGUAAAUGUAGGAGAAAAUGUCUCCGCAGUACUGCAAAAGAAAGUUCCGCCCAAAUACAAGGACCAAGGUAUGUUUGCUAUUUCUUGUGAGAUAGGUAAUGUAGGCAUUAAGAAAGCCAUGUGUGAUUUAGGGGCUUCCAUUAAUGUUAUGCCUUAUCCUAUUUAUAAGUUGAUUAACGCGGGUCCUUUGAAAAAGACAAGAGCAAUAAUCCAGUUGGCGGACAGGUCAGUCGUCUAUCCCGAAGGGUUGCUUGAAGACAUCCUUGUUAAAGUUAACGAAUUAGUUUCCCCUACAGAUUUCUACAUUAUUAAUAUGGAGGACGAUAACACAACUAAUUCCUGUGACAUUUUACUUGAAAGACCGUUCCUAAGUACCGCAAGCACAAAAAUUGACGUUCGGAGCGGAACACUGACAAUGGAGUUUGACGGCAAAACCGUGAAAUUCAAUGUCUACGAAGCUAUGGGUCAUCCUAACUCACUAUCAAAUAUCUCUAGCAUUGAAACUAUACUUUACAGAAGCAUUGAUAUGGAUGUUUUAAGUCGUCUCGAUGAAUUAUCAAUUAUAAAAGAUCUGUUGCGAGAAAUUGUCAAACACUUAGAGACUCAACCAUCAUCGACGAAUCGAGGUAACCAAUUUGAACUAUUACCUUCCCAAACUAAAAUGUUGCCUUCGAUUUUGCAGCCACCAACCUUGGAGCUUAAAGCAUUACUGGACCACCUCAAGUACGUCUUUUUGGGAGAGAAAGACACUUUACCGGUGAUAGUGUCAAACAAACUAACCAAAGACGAUGAGGAAAGUCUAGUUCAAGUUCUGAGGGAUUAUAAGGAGGCUAUUGGUUGGACAAUAGCCGACAUAAAAGGGCUAAGUCCAUCCACCUGUAUGCACAGAAUUUCCAUCGAAGAUAACACGAAACCAAAAAGAGAUGCUUAG
Gossypium raimondii (Peruvian cotton) is the source of this 1179-nucleotide messenger RNA. RefSeq lists its product as uncharacterized. The transcript is spliced from 3 exons. The coding region runs from base 1 to 1179 and encodes 392 amino acids. The record is from RefSeq and is a predicted model, not a curated record. NCBI's taxonomy places the organism in Eukaryota, Viridiplantae, Streptophyta, Magnoliopsida, Malvales, Malvaceae.